Molecule: messenger RNA, 914 nt
Organism: Daphnia magna
Lineage: Eukaryota; Metazoa; Arthropoda; Branchiopoda; Diplostraca; Daphniidae
Product: TATA-binding protein-associated factor 2N
Exons: 2
Coding region: 86-820 (244 amino acids)
Source: RefSeq, a predicted model, not a curated record
AUUUGCCAAUUGCAAUUAUUGUAUAGCAGAGGAAGACGCAUUUGCCGUGACGUGAAUUCGUAUAUAAAGGCACUGGCAGGGUUCCAUGGACAACAAUUCUCCCCUCACUCUGCGAGCAACACUAGAAGACUUCACAACCAUGAAGCUCGUGAUCGCACUGACCUUCUUGCUGACGUUAUGCACAGCCGAAGAAGAGGCCAAGCCUCAAGUGGCUCAGAUUGCUGAUCUGGAUGCUGCGGAACACCACGGAGGGUACGGUAGACGUCCUAAUAGAUACGGUGGAUAUCGCGGACAGAGCGGAUUUGGAGGAUACGGAGGACGUCCUAGUGGACCCGGUGGAUACGGGAAGCAUAGUGGAUACGGCACACAAGGUGGAUGGGGCCGAAAACGCCGAUCGGCUGGAGAGGACCAGGCGAUCGUAGAGGAUGUUCAGCAGCCAAUCGUCCAGGAUGUCUCUGAUCUUGACGCGGCUGAGAACCGAGGACACAUUGGAUAUGGUGGUCGCGCAGGAUACGGCGGAUACAAAGGACACGGGGGCAGUAAUCGUAAAGGCCGCUCUGUUGGAGAUGACGUCGUUGUAGACCUGGAAACCGCUGAACAUCAUAAUGUAGGCUACGGGGGUUACGGUGGCUCCCGUGGCUCCGGUGGCUACAGUGGCUAUGGUGGCUACGGUGGUUACGGUUACGGUGGCUACGGUGGCUACGGUGGCUACGGUGGCAAUCGUGGUUACGGUAGCUAUGGUGGGUAUAGACCCAGUGCCUAUGGUGGCUAUAGGCCCAGCAACUACGGUAAUUAUGGAGGAAAUGGUUGGGGUCGCUAAAAUAUGAAAUCUUUUCAAAAUGAUUACUGUUGCUACGUUUAAUAUGUUGAUAAUGACAUUCUGCACUCCGGUAAAAUAUAUUGAUAAAAAAAUA